Myzus persicae (green peach aphid) is the source of this 2374-nucleotide messenger RNA. It is a transcript of the gene Spg7, whose product is annotated as paraplegin. The transcript has 11 exons. The record is from RefSeq and is a predicted model, not a curated record. Gene Ontology annotation, cellular component: m-AAA complex; membrane. Gene Ontology annotation, molecular function: metalloendopeptidase activity; ATP binding; ATP-dependent peptidase activity. Gene Ontology annotation, biological process: protein-containing complex assembly; mitochondrial protein processing. Bases 89 to 2287 code for a protein of 732 amino acids. Lineage: Eukaryota; Metazoa; Arthropoda; Insecta; Hemiptera; Aphididae.
AUAACAAGUAACAAUUACAACUGUUGUGUAAUAAUAACAUUGUAAUUUGUAUUAUUUAUUAAAAAUAUUUUAAUUCUCUAAUUUUAAAAUGGGCUUAAGUAUGUUAAAUAUUAUUUCGAAAUCAAAUUUUCGAAUACUUAGACCAAAAUUACUUGGUAACUAUGUCGGAACGACUAAGGAAUUGGGAUGCACUAGAUAUAUGAGUAACUAUUUGCGUAAAAUACCAAUUGCCACUUCUAAAAAGUAUAAUAUAGCAGUGAAUAAGGAAAUAGCUGCUGUAAAUAAACUUAUCUUAAGAUAUACACAUUCUCAAAAGAAUGAAAAUGAUGGUAAAAACGCUGAUGAUCCAAGAAAUGCUAUGAUGAUUAAAAUCAUGAUGGCAAUAUUUACUGUAUAUAUAACAGUAUAUGUUAUAAGCAUGUUAUUACCUAAUGCAUCAAAUCCUGAAGAUAUGCGCUAUGUAUCUUGGAAUGAGUUUGUACAUUUAAUGUUAGCUAAAGGUGAAGUAGAAGAAAUAAUUGCACGCCCUGAUUUAGAUAUUGUAACUGUAAGAUUAUAUGAAGGUGCUAUUAUUAAAGGACGAAAAAUUGAUCAAAGAACUUACCAUAUGAAUAUUGCAGAUUUAGAAAGAUUUGAACAAAAAUUAAGAGAAGCAGAAGCAAAAUUGGGUAUAAAACCGGGUCAUGGAGUACCUGUUGUGUAUGAUCGUUCUCUUAAUGCACCAGAAUUAAUAUUAUUUUUAUUUUUGGCUGGCCUUCUUGCUUUGGCAUACUUUGGCCGUUCAAAGGGGGGUUCAAAGUCUCCAAUCAGCUUAGAUAUGUUUUCUCAAAUAAAACGAGCAAAAUAUACAUUAAUUGACCCAUUGAUUGGACAAGGUAAAGGAGUUCGUUUUAAAGAUGUUGCCGGUCUAAAAGAAGCAAAACAAGAAGUUAUGGAAUUUGUUGAUUAUUUAAAGAGACCAGAUCAUUAUAAAAAUUUGGGUGCGAAAGUUCCCAAAGGCGCAUUACUUUUAGGACCACCUGGUUGUGGUAAAACAAUGUUAGCUAAAGCUGUUGCAACAGAAUCAAAUGUACCUUUUUUAUCUAUGAAUGGUUCUGAGUUUAUUGAAAUGAUUGGAGGGCUUGGGGCUGCUAGAGUACGAGAUUUAUUUAAAGAGGGAAGAAAAAGAUCUCCAUGUAUAAUUUAUAUUGAUGAAAUUGACGCUAUUGGUCGUAAGAGAUCUUCAAGUGGGCCAGAAGGUGGUGGUGAUGAAGGAGAACAAACAUUAAAUCAAUUAUUAGUUGAAAUGGAUGGUAUUGGAUCCAAAGAAGGAGUUUUAAUGUUAGCUUCGACAAAUAGAGCAGAUAUAUUAGAUAAGGCUCUUUUAAGACCAGGACGUUUUGAUCGUCACAUUCUAAUUGACCUUCCUACAUUAGAAGAGCGGAAAGAAAUUUUUGAACAGCAUCUAAAAAUCAAACUUGAUAAAGAGCCUAAACAUUAUUCACAAAAAAUGGCUCAUUUAACUCCUGGAUUUAGCGGAGCUGACAUAGCCAAUGUUUGCAAUGAAGCAGCAUUACAUGCUGCUAGAAAUAGCCAGAAAGUUGUAUUGGAAGCUGAUUUAGACUAUGCAGUUGAACGAGUGGUUGGAGGAACAGAAAAACGAUCUCAUGCAAUUUCACCUGACGAAAAGAAAAUUGUUGCCUACCAUGAAGCUGGACAUGCAUUAAUUGGUUGGUUGUUGCCUACUACAGAUGCUCUCCUUAAAGUCACAAUCGUACCUAGAACUAAUGCAGCUCUAGGAUUUGCUCAGUAUACACCCACAGAACGAUAUCUACUUUCAAAGCAAGCUUUAUUUGAAAAAAUGUGUUUGGGACUUGGUGGCAGAGUAGCUGAAUCAAUAGUAUUUAACAGCAUUACAACUGGAGCUCAAAACGAUUUGGAUAAAGUUACUAAAAUUGCAAACUCUCAAGUACGUCAGUAUGGUAUGAAUGAUCAAGUUGGAUUAUUGUCAUUUCCCGAAGAUACAAAAAAUAGCAUAAGGCCAUAUAGUAACAAACUUGCAGCACUCAUGGAAACUGAAGUAUCCAGAUUAGUGUCUGAUGCUUAUUUCAAAACAGAAAAACUACUAAAAGAAAACUAUAGCAAACUAGAAUUGAUUGCUGAAGAGUUGUUGAAGAAGGAAUCAAUAAAUUAUGAAGAAAUGGUAAAAUUAAUAGGUCCACCACCAAAUGGGGAAAAACGUGCUGUAGAGAUGUACGAGUUUAACUCACCUGUGGAUGCAAAAAGUACUGAUUCUUCAAAAAAUUAAUGGCUGUUUAAUAUUUUAAGUGUUUUGUUAACUGAUGUUAGUUUAAAUUUAAUUGUGUAAAAUAAUAACAAAUCUGCAAGACCAUGA